Messenger RNA from Pseudopodoces humilis (Tibetan ground-tit), 9800 nucleotides. RefSeq names its product zinc finger FYVE-type containing 26 (gene ZFYVE26). The record is from RefSeq and is a predicted model, not a curated record. Gene Ontology annotation, cellular component: centrosome; lysosomal membrane; midbody. Gene Ontology annotation, biological process: double-strand break repair via homologous recombination; regulation of cytokinesis; mitotic cytokinesis. Lineage: Eukaryota; Metazoa; Chordata; Aves; Passeriformes; Paridae. Gene Ontology annotation, molecular function: metal ion binding; phosphatidylinositol-3-phosphate binding.
GUGUGUCACCCCGUCCCGGGGCAUCCCCACGUCCUGGGAAGAUGUAUUCUUUUGGGAACGAAGAAGCGGACUCUCUGGAGCGUCUCUUCGGGUUUUUCUGUGAGUGCGUACGGCGUGGGCACUGGGAGCUUGCACAGGCCUGCGUGCCCCAGCUGAGCCAGUGGCACGGGGACGGCCCCGGGAAGGUGGAGACAAUUCUUCGGGCUCUGGUAGCUUGUCCCGUGGGGGUAAGACGGGGACAGAAUUCUAGCCCAGGGAGAUCUGCAUGGCUUUGGCUUCUUGUGCUGGAAAAAUGGCUUGCCAGAAAUCAGAAAACUGUUCCAGUUGCUCUUCAGAGAGAAACUGAAUUUUUGUUGUUCUUGGAAGAAUUACAGAAAGAUGUCUCUGAGGAAGUCCUAAAGGAACUGUUUGAAGCAUUUGAGUGCACGCAGAACAAGCACAUCACAGACAGCCAAAGAAGGGAUGACUGUUCUCACAAAUUCAGUUUGGAUGUUGUUUCAGCUCUCCGGAAGCUUUUGCUGCGGGCUCCCCAGAGGGCAAAAGCCCUGAUGGAGUUUUUCCAGGGGGAACAAGGCACACACAGCUCCUCGCUCCUGCAGUAUCGCUCUCUACAAAACAUCUUUGUUGAGUUUCUUUGUGACUCCUUGAAAUCUCUGCAGAGGCUUCAGAGCAGUCCUGAGCUUUCGGCUGAACUAAAUCAAAGAGAACUAGUAGAUACAAUUUAUGCUGCUCUCAGUAUAGUGACUUUUGAGGUGGAGCAUCAAGCAGAUGAAAUGAAGCAGUUAUUCAGGGAGCUCUUGGAUGUAUGCUGGGCUGAGGGGAGCCCACUGAGGGAAGAGAAGCUACUAAACUGUAUGCUGAGGAAACAAAGCCAUGGCCUGCUAAGCCUCUAUAGCAGUGUUCUCACAGAAAGAACAAGAGAAAAGUUUUUGUUGUCAAAAGCAAUACAAAAAGGUUCAUCUGCAUCUGAGCAGCUGGAUACAGAGCGAACUGUGAUGAGUUUGUUCUCAGAUCCCAAAGAAGCUCCUUCGUGGAAGACAGCCUAUUUCUACUGCUUGAGCAGCAGCAAGCACUUUCUGGAACAGAUUCUGGUGACUGCAUUAGCUUUACUAAAAAGAGAAGACUACUCGGGCCUGAAGAGCUUGUUGAGGAGAGAAUUCAACCCCCUUAGCCGCCUCUUGGUGUUGUUAGGAUGGACUCAUUGUCAAAGCUUGGAAUCGGCAAAAGCUUUGCUAUGGAGUCUACACAAAACUCAGGAUCUGUGCAAUGAUUCAGUAUUGAAAGAUUUUUGUGAUGGGCUGUGGGCUCAUGUGGAAGUUCUUGAAUGGUGCAUGCAGCAAAACAGUAUUACUGUCCCAAGGAAGGUUCUGUUGCAACACUUGCACAGUCUGGAUUGCCACACUGCGGUGUAUUCUCUGCAUCAUCUCACCAAUCUUCUGGCACUGAAUGAAGAUGAUGUUAUUGAGCUUCUUCAAAAAUUUCCUGCUAGAGACCAGCAGAUGCAGGCAGCCCCACUCCCUAACACCCUGAGUCAGCAGCGUGACCUCGCACUCUUCCGAGCAUUCUGUGCCAUGAAGUAUGCAAUCUAUGCUCUGUGUGUGAAUUCACACAGGCAUGCCAAGUGCAAGGAUUGUGUACACAGCCUUCUUGGUGAUAUCCCUGAGGAUGCAGCUUUUGGAGAACCAGCAGACUGCUCUUCAGUAUUUCCUCAGUACAUUGUGAAGUGUCAGCAGUUCUUAAGGAGUGUUCCCAUUCCUCUGCGCCUGGAGGUUUUGGAGAAUAUUUUCUCCUUGCUUUUUGUUUCCUAUAAUGAUCUCUAUGCUGAGACUCCUCUACCUGAGGACUAUGCAGAGGAUGAAGACCUUGACAAAAAGAGCACUACUCUGAGUGUAGAAGGCAGUGCCAGUCGGCGAUCUUCCACCUCACAAAGUCCACAACACCUAACAGAGGCAGAAAAAAAAUCAGAGAAGCACCUGCCGGCUGCACAAACAGUUCACACAGAUACUCGAGAUCUUUGUGACUCCAUGUUAGAUGGCAAAAGCUGUGAAACCUCUAAGCCAACCCACCUGGAUCUGAAACACUUCACCAGUGGUGUUACUGGGUUUUUAGUGGAUGAUGUAGCCAUGGAGGCCUUCCUCACAUUGCUGCUCAACCACCUAGAAGAAAUUCAGAGUUCUCUCCCGUGGGACUCCAGUAAUGUGCUUCAUGAAGAGCUGGAGCUUGUUGAGUGCUUGAAUCUUUCUGCGAGCGGAGAUGCCUUUGGAAGUCGCGUGUUACAGUUUUCCAAGUACCUCUCUGAAGCUCACUGGCGAUACAAGGUGGUGAUGAGUAACAGAAAUGCAGAACAUCAGCUUGGAGCCUCCAGGAGACAUUGCUCUUUAAUCAGGCGCUCCAGCUUUAAGAAACGAAGUAGAUAUCGGAGGUACAAGUCAGAUGGGAAAGAGGGAACUUCCAGUCCAUCAUUGGAAAGCACAAGUAGUGAGCUAAGCACCAGUACUUCAGAGGGAAGUACCAGUAGUGUGUCUGGCUUGAGUGAUUUAGAAAGCAGGACAAGACCACAUCAGCAGAACUCCCUCAUUCCUAUGAUGCUUUCCCCCCCAGAAUCACUGUUAGUUUCUUGUGUUUUGAGAGGAAACUUUGUGGAAGCCCACCAGGUGGCUUUGAUGUUUAAUCUGGAGACUACCCCUUGCUAUGGUGAAUUGAUUUUCAUGGAGCGUUACCAAGAGGCAGUAGAAGAAAUGGCGAGAGUGGAACACAAUAUUGAGAAUCAGUCAUCAGAUGGCACUGGAGGCAUCAGGAAAUCUGGCAGUGGCCGUUCAACACUGCAAGCUAUUGGGAAUGCAGCAGCAGCUGGUAUGGUAUUUUAUUCCAUCUCGGAUGUUACUGAUAAAUUGCUUGCAACUUCUGGAAGUCUUGCCCCUACUCUUCAAGAAAACUUCUGGAUCAGGAACAUCCAGCUGGAGCAUACUGAUCCUCUGCGAGAAGUUCUUGAGGACCUCAGUCCUUCAGCAAUGGCGGCAUUUGACCUAGCUUGUACUCAGUGCCGUCUUUGGAAGACAUGCAAACAGCUUCUGGAGACAGCAGAAAGAAGGCUCUACAGCAGCCUUGAAACUCGGGGCCACCGAACUGACUUGGUUUUACUGCACUCUGACGGUGUAAAGGGUUUUCCAGCAGUUCUCCAGCAAAUAAGUAAAAUUCUCAACUAUUCCUGCACAUCACAAGGUCAAUCCAGACCAGAGGUUGCAGAUGAGAAAAUAGGGAGUCAUUUUCGAUGCAGUAUUGUAGACCUUCUGCAAGCUUGCUACCCUACCUUGACUGAAGAAAGUAUUACUAAUGAAAUUGUUUUAUCACAAAACCUGGAUCAUAUCCUGGAGGCACUGACUUGUGUUGAACGUUCUGUGGACCCUAAAGGGAGCCUGCUUAGCACCUUGGUGGAGCAGGGCUCUCUCAAACCAAUGGAGCUGGAAAAGCACCUGGUUUGGAACCAAACACAGCUCCUGCUGAGAACUCUUGACCAGCAUACCCAAACCAUGCCAGAGAACAACAUGCAGACAAACUUUGUGAAGGCCUUCCUUGACUACAUCACUACACUGGCUGCUGUGGUGUUACGAAGCUUGAAUGCAGAGCUAGAUGUAUCUGCAGAAGUGAAAGUGGGAAACCCUUUCAUACUGUUACAGCAGAGUCCGUCUCAGCUUCUUUCCCAGCUUAUUUUUGAGAGACAAGUUCAUCCUGACAGGCUUUCUUCUCUCUUGGCUAAAGAAGAGUUGAACCUGAAUGUGCAGCAAGUCAUUGUUAACUCUUGCUGUGAGCCACUGUCCUUGUGCAGUGCAAGGCAAAACAGCCAGGCAAAGUCUCUUCUGACAAACAUCAGCAACCUGACACACCAGUGUGCCUGCCACUGCCUUCCAGAUGUUGAAAUGCCUAUUCACAAUUCUGCAGUGACCUCUGAGGAUAUCUCCACUCAAGCCUCAUCCUCUCUGAAUGACUUGAGCCAGCACACACUCACUGCCUCCUCCUUGGACUUCCUGAAGUCUCAGUCAAAGCUAAUGGCUACAGUGGCAUGUCUAAGUGCAUCUAAUAUACAGAAAAUUCACAAGUCAAGCUUGUCUUGGAUGGAAUUUCGGGGCAAACGGGAGGUGCCCUUAAGCUUGGAACAGAUUUCCAGGGAGUGUGAGGCGCUGUUGAAGGAGUUCCCAAUAUUGGAACGAUUUCUUCUUGCUAUGUUUGACCCGCUUCGGAAUCAAGAGGAAGGUAGCAGUUUGGCUACUGUCUUGUCUGGCAAGGCAUACAUGUCUCUGGUUCUCCUAGGAUUACAUUCCACCACAGCUGUUAAAGUUUUAAUGGGAGUCUUUGAACAAGCUCUUGGGGCAAAGGAUUGGGACAGAGCUCUGAAGGUCUUGGAUCUGUACAGUCAGGAUGUGGAGGAAGUGGUCAGUGUAAAGGAUGCUGUGCUGAGUUGUGCAGCUGCUGAAGAUAAGGAUGGUUGGCAAUACUUGUUCCCAGUAAAAAAUGCAGUGUUGAGAAGUAGACUGGCCCUGCGCUGUCUGGACAAGUGGCCCCUUGAUGCCUGUUUGGAAAUUCUAGCUUACUGCGUUUCUGAUCUGGGCAUACCUCAUGAACUAAAAGCCAAUCUGCAGAGCAGGAAGAAAGAACUUCUGGUUUAUCAAAAGAUUUUGAAUGUGCAAAAUGAACCAUUGUGGAAUGACUGGCAGGAUCUGAAAAAAGCCUGCACUGAUGACCCCCAGGCUGUGAUGAGUAUCAUUCUUAAAGCAAAGGAUUAUGAAUUGUGUGAGGAGUGGGGACACUUGUAUCCUGUACCAAGAGAAGACUUGAUCAAUCUUCACCGUGAGCACCUUCUCCACUUACUGGAGAUGGGAGACAUGGAAAAGGCACUGCAGCUUUUACAAAGAAUCGAAGACCCUGGUGUUUGCCUUGCCAUCAGUGAACAGUCCCUUGACCAGCAUCCGAGCUUGGCAGCCUCUCACUUCUUGGCUGAUUACCUCACAGCUCACUUCUAUGCCAGCCUGACAACAGCACGCCGGAAUGAAAUCCAGGCACUCUAUAUAGGAUCAAAGGUGCUGCUGACUCUGCCUGAGCUCUCCCGUGUUAACUACUUCCACCUCUCCUCAAGGCCACUGCUUAUGUUGGAACAGCUCCUCAUGAAUAUGAAGGUGGACUGGGUAGCUGAGGCUGUGCAGACACUGCACCAGCUUUUAGCUGGGCAGGAAAUAGGUUUUAAUGUAGAAGACAUUGACAAUUUGCUUUCCAAGUAUGCAGAAAAAGCUCUCAACUUCCCUUUCACAUUAAAAGAAAAGAGAUCAGAUUCUCUGACACGUAUUCAAGAGAGUCUCAAUCAGGUGUUGGAGUGUGAAGUAUUGUCUAAACCAGGAUCAUCAGAACUAUCUCCUGUCAGCUUUACUGGUGUAACCAUAUCUGCAAGUCCCAGAGACAGAAGCCUGCAGCAGAACUUGUUUCCUCAAGAAUUUGUGCCUCCUGAGAAGCCACCACCAAAGCAGGAAUGGAUACCUGAUGACACUGAAACGAUAUGUAUGGUUUGCAAAACUGAGCGCUUCACUAUGUUUAACAGGCGCCAUCACUGCAGGCGCUGUGGCAGACUGGUGUGCAGCUCUUGCUCCACCAAGAAAAUGGAAAUAGAACCUUGCAGAGAAAAUCUGUCCCGUGUGUGUGAUCAAUGCUAUAGCUACUACAACAGAGAAAACGUGCCUGGCUUGGUGCAGGACACAAGCACCAGAAAAGAAGAUCAGGACCAAGUGGAAGUGGUACGAAUACCCAAGGCAACUGAUCUUGAAUGGAUUUUUUCUCUGAAUGAAGAGGAGAAUGAAAUUGUACGCAGCGAAUUUUAUUAUGAACAGGCUCCCAGCUCUUCCUUGUGUAUUGCCAUUCUCAGCCUGCACAGUGACAGCAUAGUAUGUGGCCAUCAACUGAUAGAGCACUGCUGCAAGUUGUCCCAAGGGCUCACUAAUCCUGAGGUGGAUGCUGGACUCCUCAUGGACAUCAUGAAACAAUUGCUCUUCAGUGCUAAAAUGAUGUUUGUAAAAGCUGGAAGGAGCCAGGACCUAGCUCUCUGUGACAGCUACAUCAGCAAAGUGGAUGUGUUGAAUAUUUUGGUUGCUGCUGCCUACCGUCCAGUGCCAUCUUUGGAUCAGAUCCUUCUCCCAGCAGCAGUAACAAGACUGAGAAAUCAGCUUUUGGAAGCAGAGUACUAUCAACUAGCCAUAGAGGUUUCUACAAAAUCUGCAUUGGAUCCAGGUGGAGCAUGGCAUGCCUGGGGCAUGGCUUGCCUUAAAGCUGGAAAUUUAACUUCCGCAAGAGAGAAGUUUAACCGAUGUUUAAAGCCACCCAUGGAUCUAAACCAGCUGAACCAUGGUUCAAGGCUGGUCCAGGAUGUGAUCCAGUACCUGGAGUCCACAGUGAAGCCAGUACUCAUCACAGAUGAUGAUUACUUUGCCACAUUGAGGGAACUUGAAGCAACACUGAGAACAAGAAGUCUGUCGCUGGAGGUGAUGUGUGAGGGGAAGAUUCAACACAACAGCUAUUAUCAGGAGUGCUUGUUCUAUUUACAUAAUUACGGCACUAAUCUGGCAAUAAUAAGCUUUUACAUGAGACAUGACUGUAUGAGAGAAGCACUGCUUCACUUGUUAAAUAAGGAAUCCCCAUCAGAAGUGUUUAUUGAAGGGAUCUUCAUUCCCAGUUAUGAAAGUGGAAAACUGCAUAUGUUGGAGAACUUGCUAGAAACCAUUGAUCCAGGAUUGGAAAGCUGGGGAGUCUACUUGAUUGCAGCCUGCAAAUACUUGCAAAGAAAGAACUAUUACCAUAUUCUGUAUGAACUGCAACAGUUCAUGAAGGAUCACGUCCGUGCUGCAAUGACCUGCAUUAGAUUUUUCACUCAUGGAGCAAAGUCUUACACUGAACUUGGAGGAAAACAGACAUGGCUUCUAAAGAUCAAGGACCAUCUCAAAGUCUAUCUGCAGGAGGUCUCAAGAAGUGCAGGAAAGAAAAAAAUGGCAUUCACUUUUCGGAAGAAAAUGUCUGCUACGGAUGUGUCGAGGCACAUCAAUACAGUUGAUCUGCAGAUGGAAGUAACAAAGUUCCUGCAUCAGUGUGAGAGCUCAGGAGCCUCUCAAAUGACAGAUUCCUCCUUGCCCACACUCUUUGGAAACAAUAACAUGAAAAUGGAUGUUGCUUGCAAGGUCAUAUUGGAAGGCAAAAACAUUGAGGAGGGGUUUGGGAUUGCAUUUAGAGUUCUCCAGGACUUCCAGCUGGAGGCUACAGAAGUGUACAGCAAAGUGGCCAAGCAGCUGGUGAAGCAGCAGAAAUACAGCGAGAUCCAUCAGCUCCUGAAGUGUGUCAAUGAGUCUGGAGUGGCAGCAAAAAAUGAUGGGGAUAACAUUAUCCUAAACUGCCUAAAUGAGUUCAAAAACAUUCCUGCUGAGGAUCUCGAUAAUCUGAUUCAAGAUAUGGACAGUGAUGAAAAUAAGAUCCAGGCCUACAUGAUGUGCAACAAGCUGCGCUCUGCGUACCUGGUGUCGGUGCGGCAGGAGAAGGCCCGGGCCGUGCAGCUCGUCCAGCGCGUGCGGCAGCUGGCCGAGAGCAGCGGCGACGAUGUCGUCAAGGCCAUCUGUGCCCAGUGGCUCUCAGUGCACCAGCCCAAGGUGAGAAAUCGGCUUCCCCAGGGCACCAGGAAGUAAUGUGUGACUGCCAUUUGCCAUCAUACUGAAGGAGAAGGCUUCAAGACAGCUCAAAGGUGUCUGAUUCAGCAGCCUCUAGGUAAAAUGGAACUCUGUUGACUGAUGUCGGUGGCAAAUGGAUGCUGCUAAUGUGCCUCUGGUGAAGGGAAGUAAAUUACAAGUGCCAGUUCUGUAUUUUGACAAACAGUCACUACCUCAGGGUGUUUUUUGGCUCUCUUUUUGAUGGGGGGAGAGGGGCAAUUUCAAACUGAACAAGCAAGGAUUUAGAUAUAUGGAAGAGAGCACUUCUGUUUCUGGCUUUAGUUUUUGGGUUUCGUUGGUUUUUAAUUUUUGGGGGGGUCGGUAUUUUUUGAAAAGCACUGGACUUAAUAAUAUGUGUUUUAUUUUUAAUCCAGAAAACAAAUGUAGAGAGGACAGAAAAAUUUUAUCAACUCAGUGUAGCCUAGGGUAUGAAAUUUUUGUGAUGUUUCCUGUAAAAUUUUCAAGGUUGGAGAGUUCUUCUGAUACAAAGACUAAAACUCAAGAGAUUUUUUUAAAGCCUCUAGAGAAAUCAUUGCUACUUCUUUUUUAUCUCCCCCACUAGUACAAUAUACCCAGGUUUUUUUAGUUUGUUUGAAAAGGUAGGAACUGAUUCUUUAUGGCAGAUUUAUACUUACCAGUCACACUGUGUGAUGUGUGCCAUAGAUGUGGCACUUGGGCUAGUGCCAGCUAGAUGAAUGAAGUUCUAAAGGGAACAUCCUGUAAGGGGAGUUCAGAGGGAAAACAAGCCUUUAAAAUAGUUGAAAAAUCAUGUGCCUCUUUCUUUACUAUGGUGAUACCCAAUAAAUCAUUGUGAUGCAGCUUUAUGACUGAAAAGUUGACAGUAAACUUCAUCAGGUAUCGCAAACAAUAAGGAUAUAGCAAGCUGUGGCAAAAUUAAACAGGUGGUCUGUAUCCCUGUCACACAGAGAUGCAUUUAUUUAUUUAUUACCAGGAUAAUUUGUCCCUGUCAAGUAUAAUAGAACACCAAACUGGACAUGCCCUGUAUUGACAGGUUUUGCUCUGGAAUUGUUAGGUUAAUCAAUUUUAUGAAAAAAACAGCAACCUUUGUGUAAUGUCAUGUCUUCAGGGAUGCUGAAAAAAAAUAGCUGCUUCUCUGCAACUAGCAAUGGGACAUGAGAAACUGGCAGAAAUGUGUGAGACAGUAGUAGGACCUUCAAAAAAGGAAAAAAAAAGAUGUUCCACAAGAGUUUCUGUUUGCUGUUUACAUGUAUUUCAGCACAAGAAGUAGGGAAACUAAUUCACUUUCUCAUUAAAAAGUUGUUUACAUCAAAAAACCAACAGGUUUUCUGAAGUGUAAUGUAAUUGUAAAUAGUUUUAGUACAUAAAAUAAUUGAGACUGUCAAGUAAGAGUUUUGCACUAUCCCCAAGCUCACUGUAAUGAAAGAACAGACUUCUAUAGUGUUGGAAAGGAUUUGGUCCAUCUUCUUCAGGGUUUCAAGAGCUGACACAAACGCCUCUCUUUGGAGGUGCUCUGCUUCGCUCACUAGAGCAGAAAUGACCACAUAUAGCUUUCAGAAUCCCCUGACCACAGAUUUGCAUUAUCUCAUCAGUAAGCAGUACUAAUGAAAGCUUUUGUUUCCUUGGCCAGACUGACCUAGCUUUCCAUCAGCUUACAGCCAUCAGGCUAAUCCUAAAACGUGACACUACCUAUGGCUUCAGUCAUUUUAAAAUCUCUGAUUAUGGGGAGGAGAUUUUACUGUGUGUGGGUAUCCAGAUCUGCAGUGCUAUAACAGGCUGUAACACUGCUUGUUCUGCUCGAGUUCCUUCAGCUACAGAGAGCACUCAGAGUGGAGUUUGCCAUGCAGACCUGUCAGUUCCAUACCUGUCUUUCUUCCUGACCUCUCUGCACUGUACCUGAUGCACUUUAUAUAGUGUUUGUUGUAAUUUGAUGUUCUUAACCUGGAAUUGUAGGGAUCUUUCUUGUACCAGCAGAACUGGAAUUUUGACUCUGAUUAAUUACCUUGUGUCAUAAAUAGUGCAAUUAUCAAGGGACUUCGAAUUUUUGAGCAGGAAAAAGGGAUUGAAUACUGCCAGUUCAAAUAAUUUCUG